Messenger RNA from Rubroshorea leprosula, 287 nucleotides. The record is from the annotation of a GenBank genome assembly. NCBI's taxonomy places the organism in Eukaryota, Viridiplantae, Streptophyta, Magnoliopsida, Malvales, Dipterocarpaceae.
ACCUUCUCAGAGCGGCAUUUUCACAAACAGUUCCAGGACCCUUUCUUUUCUCCAUUUCUGCAAAAAAAAAAAAAAAAAAAAAAAAACAGAAUAUGGCUGGUGGCUGCUGCCAUCGGUGCGGUGGAGGCCUUGAGAGAUCAAAGGACCAAGAUGCUCUCUUCUUCUCUUCUUCUUCAUCACAACCAUCCACGACAGCGAUGAGAGCAGAGAUGGCGAGGUGGGAUAGGAAGAAAGCAGACGCCGCCAUGGAAAGUGUUGUACAGCUGAGCUGUUGGGAUCCUGGUUGA